GACAUCUAGUGGUAUUACAACAAAACAAGCAGUACCCAUUCAUCACCUUUUACACAAUUCCACAGAACUUAGAUUGAUCCAAAAUAUGAUUAGAACAGUCAAUUUGAAUUGUGUUCAUAACAACAUACAUUUCAUUUUCCCCCAAACCAAAUCAAGUACUACCAUAACUUGGAUCCAGUCUGAAAACACCACUGAAGCUUGCUUCUCUCCAGGUGUCCCUGAGCUGGGUUUGGUAUCAUUACAGUUCACCCUGCUGCCUGCUGCCCCUAAUCCUCUUAAUGAACUUACAGCCAGUCAGCAUGCAACUAAACCCUACCUGCCCUUUACUGCAGUGUCAUCCCCUGCCUUGCCUGCAGCACAUAAACCACACAGGAAAAGGCAGGUGACGACAACAACAAACUUACUUCUGUGCUCUUUAAGGGAUGAAAUGAUUCGGCAAAAAUUAGGGCAAGAGGAAUUUGGCAAAGCGGGGUUGCCCUGGCCAGAAGACCUGCUGACCUCCCAGGCUAAAAAUACCAUGACGCAUCUCUCCAGCCAGAACCUCCGACUUACGUCUAAAAAUGGUAAAACACCUGGUCGCCAUCUGUCAGCCGCACUGGGAGGGGAAGAAGAGGUGGCAGUGAUGGUGUCUCGGCUUACGUCUGGCUCUUCCAUGCUGCCCACACCGUGGGACUCCUCUCUCCAGGUCAGGUCCAGUUGUAUUGUGCCUGGCUCAUCCCCAGAGAUAGAGAAGGAAGGGAAGAAUCUGCCCCUUAGACGAGCUCUGAAGCUGGCCCCUUUGGCGCUGCCGAGGGAUGUGCAGGAGGCCCAGAAACAGAAGAUGAAGGCGAUCGGGCUAGAGGCCAAGGCUGCUGUAAAACUGGAUCAUCCGGUGGGGGACGAACACUGCCCCUGGAAGGUGAAGGCCUGUGGUGUGAGAGGAGAACAGCAGACUGGGCUGGGCAAGGGCCAGGGCAAGGGCCAGUGUAAGGGCCAGACAGCGUCUGUCUCCGUCCAGGCCCCUCGUCCCAGUCCCCUUCCCCUGACUGAAGCAUCACCCAGGGUCAAGCGCCAACAUAAGGUUUUAAGAGCGCAGCUCGCCCGUACUGACCAGAUCCAGAGACGGACAGGAGACAGACUCUCGGAGGAUGCUGAUACCAGCGUUAAUAACAGCGCCCCUCCACCUCCUCUUAGCAGCAAACCGGCACCUCCAUUUCUCUCCACCAACGCCAAAGCUCAGACCCAGCAGGCAGCAGCACAUGGUGUGGAGAAUGGAUGCCAAGCAGCUGGCACAUUCCAACAAGAGACUGGCAGGAGGCGGCUGCGACUGAAUAGGGCAGAGCGCCUUGAAGAGGAUCAUAUCAAAUCUGACACGUCAAUAGGAAGAUUACCUGAAAAGGCCAAGCCAACACAACAUUCCCAUGGUGUCUGGCCGAGCAGAGCCCUGAGGGGAGAGAAGUCAGAGAAGUGUAUGAGGGCAGAAAAGGCCUUGAAGGAGGCCAGCCGCAUGCUGGAGAAGGCUUCCAAGAAGAACGCUAGGCCAGAAACGCCAGAGAAUCUGCUGGAUGGGCCUGGUAAGGCCGUCAGGGGAAUGGCAGGGAACAACACCCAGGAAGUAAUCGUUUGACCGCCACAGCCUCUUACUACAUACAAAGAAUCUGAUGUCAGUACAGCAGCAAGCCAGUGACAUUGCCAAGAGCCCUGUAUGUACAGUACAACACAUGAGGAACAAGGAUUACAGAUCGGACCAAAGACUUUAAAAUAUGAUGCUAGCAAUACAAUGUUAAAUGUCAACAUGGUUUCAAAAAUAUAUGUACUGAAGAGCUUGUGAAAUUUAGAUAUUAGAUUUGACAUAGGCUAUUCAACAUCAUAUUUCUAAUGUGACAUUUACAGUAUCUCACAAAAGUGAGUACACCCCUCACAUUUUUGCAAAUAUUUGAGUAUAUAUUUUCUGAAGAAAUUACA
Molecule: messenger RNA, 1944 nt
Organism: Esox lucius (northern pike)
Lineage: Eukaryota; Metazoa; Chordata; Actinopteri; Esociformes; Esocidae
Exons: 3
Coding region: 86-1606 (506 amino acids)
Source: RefSeq, a predicted model, not a curated record